AUGUGGGAUUCCGUCGAUGCCGGUGAAAUAAGGGCGCUGCUACAUGAGUUGGAAGACAUCGUCGGCACCCCCACCACGGCUAAUGAGGAACGUGAGAAACCAUUUUCGCUGCACAAGCGUGGCUCAAGCAACGUGGAUGGUGUUGUUUCCCUUUAUUCUUCCUAUUUUGGUCAGUCAAAGUUCUCAACGUACAAAGGCACAACAAACGACAGUCGACGUGCAGUGGUCCCCCUGUGGGAACGGCUGCCACCAUUGAAGACGGGUGACGCCUCAUCGCCUACAAAGAGUGCGACAAAUCCGUCAACGAAGACGUUUCUUCGCCCAAAGCUUCUUGGAGGGACGGUGGGCGUCUCACCUCAGGGGAUGUCUUUGGAAAGGAGAGACGAUGUUGCAUUUUCUUUAAAACAGGACAGACAAAGUCCCCAAGAGUCCGAUUUGUCGCCGCAGGUGAAUGGAAAGCUUCCCACAUCAUCGUCGAAGGUGCCGGUGGCACACGAUGCCGGCGAAAACAGUCAAGGGGAGGUGAAUUUUUUACCCCUCAUGUGUGCCAGAUAUAUAAACCCUGCAGGUAUCACUCCUCGCCCCCGCUGGGGGAGCACAUUGACGCCAAUGCAGGGGCAUAAACUACUUCUCUUUGGUGGAAUGGACAUUGAGGAAGGGGAAGCGGCGUCUCUCUUUGAGUAUGACACACACCAUGUUUCAUGGGAUCCUGUUUUUGUGUCCAGCAACGUGAUUCCUACCCCUCGAACUAACCACGCGGCAUGUGCCUCUGGAGGACGGUGGUUGUACAUCAGUGGGGGAGCAACGGACCGUGGAACGCGUAUUCUUGGCGACCUCCACUGCUUCGAUAUGUGCACCCAGGAGUGGAAGUGUCUGUGGGAGUAUAGCAGUAGUUCUGUGCAGAACAAAAAAGAGCCAACCCCGCGUUUUGGUCACUCCAUGGUGGUUUUGGAUGAUCGCCUGUAUAUUUUUGGUGGGAAAACGCUGAAGCGAGAUCAAAGGGAUUCGCAAGGCGCACAACAUGUUACGUUGGCGUCGACGGAUGUUUACGUCUUUUCAUUAAAUAACCACAGGUGGCGAAGGCGCAUUCAUGCAGGGAAGGCAACGGCGGUGAACGACGCCGGGAACAAUGUUUCGGCGACUGCAACCACAGAGGACGCCUCGCCACCGACUGCAGCUGCUGUGACGCCAUUAAAGAAUGUGGUGUCAGGGCGACCUACACCGCGUUUCUUUCAUGCGGCUUGCGUUCUUGGUGACUGUAUGUACAUCAAUGGAGGAACCGGUGACGGCGGAAUCAUUUUGAAUGACACAUGGGUUUUGGACCUCAGAAAACAGCACUGGUCCUUGCUUCACAACGGUGGGAGUGCGGACGCCUUUCCCAGGGAAAAGCAUCAUUUGUUUGCAUGUGGGGAAGCCUUAUUGGUGGUUGGUGGAUGUAGCACAAGCGAUCACAGCACGCGUAUCACGGCAAAAUAUCACAAUUUUGUCGCUGUUUUGCCAUUUGCAAGUAGCGUUGCGCCACGCUGGAUUCCGGUGACAAUGGGGAAUCUCUCCAUUGUAGCCCCCAAUAAGAAGUCUUUUGCUGCUGCCUUCAGUGGUGGAUUUGUACAUAUCUUUGGCGGGGUAUGUGGCACUGAGCCCGCGUCAAACUCGAUGGUCCGCUUUCUCGCCGCGGAUGGAUACUUUGAAACGGACUCACGCUCGUCGGUGGUGUCAAACGCGGACGCCCUCACCUCCAUGAUGCGCCACGUACGUGAGAACGGCAUCACGAGCAUGUUUGACACGUACGUCCUGCCGCGUUGCUGGGAUGGGGAAACCGUUAUCGAUAUGGCGAGUGACCGAGCAUACGGUGUGCAUCGCGUUCUCCUGCAACAACGUGCCCCCAAAUUCUGGGAAGACCUCAGCCGCUGCCGCAUGGAGCAUGUCAGGCCUUCUAGAAAUAAUGGAAUUUUGGAAUCCGCGCUUGAAGUGAGCGUCUCCUCAGACAGGGCGUCCAUGCCAUUGCCAACAACCUCAGCAACAAUGCCAGUGGCGGCGGCAUCGAUGGCGUCCGGUGACACACAUCAGAGUCACGCUGUUGCGUACUACACGGAGGGCAAUUCGAGGAUUCAAGGACUGUUAGUACCAUUAACAGCAGGCCAACUGCAGUGUUUACUGGAUUAUAUUUACUGGGGAGACGUGAGUCACCGUAUUCUCUUGGAACAGGAGGAAGAGGUGGAGGAGGGGAAUGUCGAGGACGCAGAUACCUCUGCGCAGAGGAGUGUCAUGCAAGAGGAGGGCAACUUCUUGCAGGCCGUACGACGCGCUGCAGAAGCAUAUGAGUUGCAUCCACUUAAGUGUAUCUGCGAUGCAUUGCUCGCACACAGUCGUAAGAAACUGAAACAGGCACAUGCGGGCAGUAUAAAACUUUUGCAAUCUGACCUCUUGUCUCUUUUAGGGAGUGCGAGUUGCGCAACAGUAACAGUACUUUUUGUGGAUCCUCAUACUAAACAGAAAAGCAUUUAUUCCCUUCAUCCAUUUAUUCUCAUGGCCGCGAACUCAUUUUUUAACGACCUUUUAAGACCGUUGGUGACUGGGGAAAGGACAACGUUUUAUGUGGGCCCCGUCGCGGCCAAAAUGAGAAGCGGUGGUCGUGGCCCUUCUCAGACGCGACGAGAUAUUCUUGUGGGACCUGUGUAUGUGCCCUAUUUGGCUGUUCAGCCGCUGCUGCAGUUUCUCUAUACACAGAGACUCACUGUCCCGCGUGAGGCGGUAUUUGCGACCAUGUUAGGAUCCUACUUGUUGGAUGUUUCGCCCCUUCAGGCUUACUGUGAGUCCAUAUUGGCGCGCGAGGAGGUGAACUACGAUACCGCAGGGCAGUUUUACUCCUUGGCGGGGAAGUAUCAUGCGCCAUUUCUACAGGAGACCGCCCUCCUUACAGCCGUGUUGGGCUACGCGGAGGUGUGUCGGUCGCCGGCCUACAAGGCGCUGAGUGAAAAAGAGGCACAUGAAAUAGAUGCGGUGGCACUUGAACUUGGAUCGACGUCGUGGAUUUCCCCGCCACAGUCAGUGAGUGAAGUGAAGCCCACCGCGGUGUACCAACGCCGAUGGAAUGCAUCAUCGUCGUAA
Messenger RNA from Trypanosoma rangeli, 3108 nucleotides. RefSeq lists its product as uncharacterized. Gene Ontology annotation, molecular function: protein binding. The transcript has a single exon. The record is from RefSeq and is a predicted model, not a curated record. Bases 1 to 3108 code for a protein of 1035 amino acids. NCBI's taxonomy places the organism in Eukaryota, Euglenozoa, Kinetoplastea, Trypanosomatida, Trypanosomatidae.